Molecule: messenger RNA, 897 nt
Organism: Didymosphaeria variabile
Lineage: Eukaryota; Fungi; Ascomycota; Dothideomycetes; Pleosporales; Didymosphaeriaceae
Exons: 1
Coding region: 1-897 (298 amino acids)
Source: RefSeq, a predicted model, not a curated record
AUGGCUCCCACCACGCUGUCCGCCUCCCACCCCUCACCCAAACGCAAGCGCGAUCAGCCGCCGUCCAUCCCGCUUCUAAACACCGCUCUCCGACCCGCCUCGACUCCACCCACCGGCAGCCCCACGCUCAGCGGAAGCGACAGCCCAAGAGAUGGUGUCGCCGACCAACUGCGGGGCAUGACCUUGACUGGCAUCACCGCGAUUCCCAUGAAUCCGCUCUCGCCGACGGACGACACAGCGCACAAGAAGCCGAAACUGGAGGUGGGGAGAGCGAAUGGUGGGAUAUCGCUUGCCGGACAACUCAAAGGACCAAAGAACAAUAUCGUUCAGGCGGCAGGUGCGGAAGAUACGAAAACCACCACAGCAUUGAGAUCUGGCGAGAGAGAGAUACCAGAGACGCCUCAGGCAUACACACAACCCCGCAUCCUCUCAGACAUUGCUGCUUUCGCACGACCCACCGCUUUCGUUUCGUCACCCAUCAAUACAUCAUCGGACAAAAAGCAAAUAGCAAAUCAGGGUUCUUCUGCAAAUGACACCGCAUCGCUACCCCGCCAACGCAAGAAGUCACCAUCGCCCCCGCUUUCAACGCUCACGUGGCAGGACAGUGAAAUCACCGGCCAUCUUGCCGAUCCCUCCAAGGACCCCGACGAUGACGGGACUGGAAUAAACGGCAUCGGGUUCAGGCCUACACCAGCAAUUGCCUAUGUUCGCGCGCAGAAACGAAAACAGCAAAUUCUUGACUGGAAGGCACGAGAAGCGAGGGAAGCCAGAGCUAAGAGGUCUGAGAGACGAAGAAGGGGUAUUGGAGGGAGGUCCUCAAGAGAGCCGACGAUCGAAAGGGAAAUGCCUGCGAGUACGAAGAUUGACGCUCGUCGAUCUGUGAAGUUCGCCGUAUGA